AUGGCGGAGGAGCGUAGAUGUCGCGCAAUCAGAACUUUUGGGUUUUCGCGGCGUUUUGACGCGAUCUGGGCGGUCGUGGUUGAAUCGCGACGGACUCGUGGGGGUGGCUGUCUGAAUGGGAGCGGAGAACACAGUCAGAGGGAGGAUGGCGGCAGUUACCUCGCCGGUCGUGUGCGGACGCGAUGUUUGGGUUUUGCAGGAGUGAAGGCAGAAGAUGGUAGCGGUUUGCGAUCUGGUCGUGAAGUUGAUCCGGUACGUUGCGGACUCGGCUUGCGCGGUUUGUUGGUUGUUCUUCUUCUUUUCCUGUACAAAAAAACAAAGAUGGCAACAUACAAAACAACUAUGAUAAACGAUAAUGAGGGUGUGUUCUUGUUGGUUUUUCGUUAUGAUUCCGCGAUGUUUUUUUCUUUGUGUUUUGUAGAUGUCGUUACUUUACUAAACUUGAAACCUGUUAUCAAAAUGCCACAAAAACAGAGUGAUAAAAACAAGAUUAAUGUGAAAUUGUGA
Molecule: messenger RNA, 507 nt
Organism: Vicia faba (fava bean)
Lineage: Eukaryota; Viridiplantae; Streptophyta; Magnoliopsida; Fabales; Fabaceae
Source: the annotation of a GenBank genome assembly